Messenger RNA from Brachypodium distachyon (stiff brome), 2320 nucleotides. RefSeq names its product ammonium transporter 1 member 1. Gene Ontology annotation, cellular component: membrane. NCBI's taxonomy places the organism in Eukaryota, Viridiplantae, Streptophyta, Magnoliopsida, Poales, Poaceae. Gene Ontology annotation, biological process: ammonium transmembrane transport; ammonium homeostasis. The coding region runs from base 461 to 1948 and encodes 495 amino acids. Gene Ontology annotation, molecular function: ammonium channel activity. The transcript has a single exon. The record is from RefSeq and is a predicted model, not a curated record.
UCGGGAACUAAGCCACAACUGCACACCCCUAGUCAUGUCCAGCUAUCCCCAGCACACAAGUACAUCAUCUCCAGAAUCCCCAGAUUCCCAAAACGGCUCCACCCAGCUCAAGUACAUCUCCAAGGCCCAACGGGGGGAUCCCAGCAACCACGAAGGAUUCACUGCGCGCCAUGGGUCCCACUCUCCAGCCUGCCGAAUGAAAAAACAUCAGCGUCCCCAUGCCUCCGAGAUUCUCCCAUGCUCCACGGUUGAAAAAAGGACUAAAAUCGAGCCGUCCCCUAAUUCAUUGGCCCUUCUUUUCGGGCCUCCUCGUCUAUAAAUCUGACGCCACCGGUUCCCCCAAUCUCCCCACGCCACAUCUCCCAAAGUCCCCCCAAUCCUCUCUUCCGAUCCGUGUACCACAACCACUUUCCUAACCGGAAGAAAAUUUGAAGGGCGUGUGUUUAGGGGCGGCGCGAAGAUGUCGACGUGCGCGGCGGACCUGGCGCCGCUGCUGGGCACGGCGGCGAUGAACGCGACGGACUACCUGUGCAACAGGUUCGCGGACACCACGUCGGCGGUGGACUCCACGUACCUGCUCUUCUCGGCCUACCUCGUGUUCGCCAUGCAGCUGGGCUUCGCGAUGCUCUGCGCGGGCUCCGUCCGGGCGAAGAACACGAUGAACAUCAUGCUGACGAACGUGCUCGACGCCGCCGCCGGGGCGCUCUUCUACUACCUGUUCGGCUUCGCCUUCGCCUUCGGGACGCCGUCCAACGGCUUCAUCGGCAAGCAGUUCUUCGGCCUCCAGCACAUGCCGCAGACCGGCUUCGACUACAGCUUCUUCCUCUUCCAGUGGGCCUUCGCCAUCGCCGCGGCCGGCAUCACCUCGGGCUCCAUCGCCGAGAGGACGCAGUUCGUCGCCUAUCUCAUCUACUCGGCGUUCCUCACCGGGUUCGUGUACCCGGUGGUUUCCCACUGGAUCUGGUCCGCCGACGGGUGGGCCUCCCCGGUCCGCACGUCCGGCCCGCUGCUGUUCAACUCCGGCGUCAUCGACUUCGCCGGCUCCGGGGUUGUGCAUAUGGUCGGCGGCAUCGCCGGGUUCUGGGGCGCCUUCAUCGAGGGGCCUCGCAUCGGCCGGUUCGACCACGCCGGCCGCUCCGUGGCGCUCAAGGGCCACAGCGCGUCGCUCGUCGUGCUCGGGACCUUCCUGCUGUGGUUCGGGUGGUACGGGUUCAACCCGGGGUCCUUCGUCACCAUCCUCAAGUCGUACGGGCCUCCAGGCAGCAUCAACGGGCAGUGGUCGGGCGUGGGCCGCACCGCCGUGACCACGACGCUGGCGGGCAGCGUGGCGGCGCUCACGACGCUGUUCGGGAAGCGGCUGCAGACGGGGCACUGGAAUGUGGUGGACGUCUGCAACGGCCUCCUCGGCGGGUUCGCGGCCAUCACCGCGGGCUGCAGCGUGGUUGACCCGUGGGCGGCCGUCAUCUGCGGGUUCGUGUCGGCGUGGGUGCUCAUCGGGCUCAACGCGCUCGCGGCGCGCCUCAAGUACGACGACCCGCUCGAGGCCGCGCAGCUCCACGGAGGCUGCGGCGCGUGGGGGGUCAUCUUCACGGCGCUCUUCGCCAAGCAGAAGUACGUGGAGCAGAUCUACGGCGCCGGCAGGCCGUACGGGCUGUUCAUGGGCGGCGGCGGGCGGCUCCUCGCGGCCCACGUCGUGCAGAUCCUGGUCAUAGCCGGGUGGGUGACCUGCACCAUGGGCCCGCUCUUCUACGCGCUCAAGAAGCUGGGGCUGCUGCGCAUCUCGGCCGAGGACGAGACGGCAGGCAUGGACCUGACCCGGCACGGCGGCUUCGCGUACGUCUACCACGACGACGACGACCACGACAAGUCUGGGGUUGGUGGCUUCAUGCUCAGGUCCGCGCAGACCCGCGUAGAGCCGACGGCGGCGACCAACAACAACCAGGUCUAGUGUAACGGAUCAACAGCAAUACGUAACAAGAAGAAAAACUAUGCGUUUGCAUUUCUGUUCUCGCGCGCGCGCGUCAUAUCCCCAUGACCCCCCAUCAUAUGCGAUCCGAUAUUUUUCUAGUGCUGUUUGGGCCAAUGCUCUGCCGCGGCUCGUGUGUUGCAAGAUUGUAAAGUUACAGUAGGACGAGGUUAAAUUACUGGGCUAUUUUUCUGGGUUUUUUGUGUGUGUACAUGCGUGUGUCUGUGUGGAUGGAAUAUCUGCACGGCCUGGGUUUUUCGAUCGUGCUGAUAUUGUCAUUUUUGUGGUGGAACUUUAUAUGAUCAUAAGGAUGUGGUCAAGAUAGGCGGCUGCAGAGGUUGAAUUGGUUACAUU